AUGGUCGCAAGCCAAACCACAGGGAACCUGCCACACUUGAGUCUCAAGACGAUGGUUGAUAGACGCGUUUUAGAUACACCUCCCAGUGCCUUUGUCUGUGUGUGGAAAGCUUGUGUCAGAAUCGGACGAGGACAGGAUGCAGCCAGUAAUAGAGCAGCGCAAGCCUCCUCGACAGCAACGCCUUUUGUGGAAGGGCCUGAGGAGGAGGAGGAGGAGGAGGAGAAGGAGAAGGAGAAGGACCAUGAAGAGAUGGUGCUGAAUGAGGAUCUUAUGGGAGAAGAGGCAUGGACAAGAGCCCUUGAGGUGGUCAACGCUGCUGAUCCCUAUAAAAAUGGCAACCUUUUCAUUAUGGAGCCGUCGUCAGAGGAUGAUCAAGAGAACAGCCACAAUAUUCACGAUGGCUACGAAGCCAUUGGCGAUGAUGGUAUUGAGAUUUGUAUGGCCGUGGAUGGCCUCAGGAAGCAUAGAUGUGAAGAAUAG
Gamsiella multidivaricata is the source of this 480-nucleotide messenger RNA. RefSeq lists its product as uncharacterized. The record is from RefSeq and is a predicted model, not a curated record. Lineage: Eukaryota; Fungi; Mortierellomycota; Mortierellomycetes; Mortierellales; Mortierellaceae. The coding region runs from base 1 to 480 and encodes 159 amino acids. The transcript has a single exon.